ACCGUCCCCGAUUGGACUGGCGCAUAACUUACAUAAUGUGAGAAGCAGGGCCGAGGUGCCGUCGCUUUCUUCGGGUGGACCAUGUCACUGGUGCAGGGGUGCAGCCGGCUGCUGGUGCGGGCACAUCGGACCCUCCCACCACUGAGCCGGACGUUUGCUUCCGACUCGGGGCUGUACGAGCCAGAAGGCAUCAAGGAGCCAUGGAUCCCAGAGUACCGGCCCAGGGCGGACGAGCACAUGGAGACCAAGCGCUCCAGGCUGCUCUACCAGUCGCGGAAGCGGGGCAUGCUGGAGAACGGCCUCGUGCUGAGCACCUUCGCCAGCCGCUACCUGGCCGGCAUGACCGGGCCGCAGCUGGAUGACUACGACAAGCUCAUCAACCAGCCCUCAAACGACUGGGAUAUCUACUACUGGGCCACAGGCGUGCGGGAAACACCCAAGGAGUUCGACAGCGAGAUCAUGAAGAUGCUGAAGGAGUUCGUCCGGAACAAAGACAGGGAGAGCAGGAUAGCGCAGCCUGAUCUCUACGAGAAGCCGGAGUAGACUUCCCGACGUCGUGGCCCCGGCGCCGCUGUUGGAUUGUUACUAGAUGUCGCUGUGCGAAGGUGAUGGUCCGAAAUGGUGGAACGCCUUCUGCCGGAUUGGAGAUGGAUUUUUUGGAUGGCUGUUCAGCCAAACGCUAGGAGUGCAUUUGUAGUUGGUAAGUGCAAUGUGUAAUGUUCUGUACCGAAUGUUUGAUUUGUGAUGCGAAGUGCUCUGAUCGGUGCUCAGAACCAGAAUGUUGUAAAUACAAGUUGAAACUAGCGA
Pollicipes pollicipes is the source of this 807-nucleotide messenger RNA. Its product is annotated as succinate dehydrogenase assembly factor 2, mitochondrial. The record is from RefSeq and is a predicted model, not a curated record. The transcript is spliced from 4 exons. Gene Ontology annotation, cellular component: mitochondrion. Bases 82 to 543 code for a protein of 153 amino acids. Gene Ontology annotation, biological process: tricarboxylic acid cycle; mitochondrial respiratory chain complex II assembly; protein-FAD linkage. NCBI's taxonomy places the organism in Eukaryota, Metazoa, Arthropoda, Thecostraca, Pollicipedomorpha, Pollicipedidae.